Messenger RNA from Cladocopium goreaui, 1167 nucleotides. Lineage: Eukaryota; Dinophyceae; Suessiales; Symbiodiniaceae. The record is from the annotation of a GenBank genome assembly.
AUGGACGAUGUCGACCUCGGCACCACCCUUCGCGUGACCAUCGCAUCGCCGUCUGCGGUGUGCCGUCCAUCGGUUGCCCUAGGUCCUUGUAUAGAUCAUCGUGGCAUCGUGACUGAAUUUUCCUCAUCUGAUUCUUCAGUGGUUUCAGAUGAUGAUUGCGAGGUGAAAACGGCCUGGCGCCCUACAGCGCCAGAUCCCGGCGUAUGGAGUUUGUACAGGGCCGGGGGCAUGCACCGAAGACCGGAGAGUCCCAAUGAUCAAAAAGGUUCCGGGGUGGAUUUCAUCGCACAGCUGGGAGACUUUGUGGAUGGAUGCAAUCAAGAUCUCCCCGGAGGUGGAAGAAAAGCUCUGCAGGAACUGCUGGGACCUGUUGACCAGGGCCCACCAGUUUUGCAUCUCAUUGGAAACCAUGAGCUGUACAACUUUGCUCGCAAGGAGAUGGAAGAUGGGAUACCUCUUCCUGGUCUGAAGGUUCCUUUCAGGACAUCUGCACCACCUGCACUUGAUGCUGAGGCGCCAAGCAAGACGAGCUCAUACUACAGUUUUUCCCCUGCAGAUGGUUGGAGAGUCUGCGUGCUGGAUCCAUACGAGAUCAGCAUCAUGAGCCAUGGUGGUGGCCGGCCAGGGGUGGAUGAGGUCACCUUGGAGCCUGGUGCAGUGUCAUGGUGCCAGGAGAACAAUCCCAAUGACAUCACCAAGGAGGAUUUUGCUCGAGGGAUUCCUCCUGGAGAGGCGAGACGAUGGGUUCCCUUAAACGGAGCCGUAAGCGAACAGCAGCUUAUCUGGUUGGAGGAGACGCUGGAGCUUGCCUCGAAGAAGAACGAGGAGACCAUCAUUCUAAGCCAUGUGGUGCUGUUGCCUGAAGCCACACCAGGUCAAAAUGGUUUGACCCUUUUGUGGAACUAUGACAAGGUUCUUCAAGUACUUCGAAGCGCCGAAAGACCGCCAACAGCGGUCCUGUGUGGACAUGCACAUUUGAUGGUGAACUCCAGGGACCAGGUCAGUGGAACUCACCAUGUGACCUUGCCGACUCCUGUGGAGGCUAAUCCUGGCUCAGAUGCUUGCGCCGUCGUUGAGGCAUUUAGCAAUGGCCUCUUGAAAAUACGAGGACGUGGAGAUGUCUUGAGUUCUACCUUGGCAUGUUCCACACAUGCCACUUGUACAUAG